Messenger RNA from Betta splendens (Siamese fighting fish), 1067 nucleotides. RefSeq lists its product as uncharacterized. Bases 172 to 963 code for a protein of 263 amino acids. The record is from RefSeq and is a predicted model, not a curated record. The transcript has 6 exons. NCBI's taxonomy places the organism in Eukaryota, Metazoa, Chordata, Actinopteri, Anabantiformes, Osphronemidae.
GUGUCCUGGGCUCAGGUGGCUUCUUCCAGCUUCUACCCUCCUGGACACUCCAGGUGAACCUGGUUAGUAGGAUCAGGGAACAGUGUAUCUGCCAGAGGCAAACCAGACUCUCCACUGGUUUCAUUGAACUGUGUGAAUCAAGUUGACAGGUUGAGGAUAUUUGGAGUAGAGAUGAAGAUGCUGGUGGCCUUGCUGCUGUUGGGCUGCUCUGUGGCUCAAGGCACCAUUUUGUCAAAAUGUGAGGUUUGGGAUCAGCUGCUGAGGGUCCUGGACAACAACCCCAGAAACAUGCGCUUCUUGGCUUCACUUUUCUGUCAGGCAGAGAAGUCAGGAUUUAACACUAGCAGCGUGAUUGUCAGAAGUUCCAAACUGGAGGCUCUCACCAGGGUCCGACGGACUAAUUCUGGGUCAUACACCUCAAGGCUUGUGCGAGCAAGUGGAUCGGGCGUGGCCUCCCUGCAAGUUGCCCCAGCCUCUUUGUGGAGCGAUCUGCAGAGUGCGAUAGCGGCAGUGGCCUCUCUGUUGGUCUCCCUGCAGAACGCGGUGGCGCCACCGCCCCCCGUGGCGGUGGCGCUUCCCCCCGUGGCGGUGGCCCCUCCCUCCGUGACGACCCCCGUGACCCCUCCCUCCGUGACGACCCCCGUGGCCCCUCCCUCCGUGACGACCCCCGUGACCCCUCCCUCCGUGGCGGGCCCAGCGGCGAGACGUGUUGCCCGGUCUCCAAAUGAAAACGAAGUCCAGACAUGCUAUGGCGUCUUCGCGCUCUGCAAUACCGUGGCCUGCAGCGAUGGCAAAACUCAGUCCCUCAAUCUGUGUGGACUAGACUGCAGCAAACUGCGGGAUGACGAUAUAAGAGACGAUGCCAGCUGCAUGUGGACGCUUGCCAAGUUUGGGAAAAUGCUGGUUGACGAGAGUUGUACACAUCCCCAGGCCUCCAACUACUUCACUGAAUGCUCAUCUUGAUGGCUUUAGUUCCAGAACCAGACAACUUGAGCUGGAAUAAAGUGAAGCAACUGUUGAUGUGAACUACAUUUGUCAAAUUGACUAAUAAAACUACCUUUUGCAGA